Messenger RNA from Girardinichthys multiradiatus, 6294 nucleotides. It is a transcript of the gene pou6f2, whose product is annotated as POU class 6 homeobox 2. Gene Ontology annotation, biological process: regulation of transcription by RNA polymerase II. Gene Ontology annotation, molecular function: DNA-binding transcription factor activity, RNA polymerase II-specific; RNA polymerase II cis-regulatory region sequence-specific DNA binding. Lineage: Eukaryota; Metazoa; Chordata; Actinopteri; Cyprinodontiformes; Goodeidae. The transcript is spliced from 12 exons. The record is from RefSeq and is a predicted model, not a curated record. The coding region runs from base 407 to 2392 and encodes 661 amino acids.
GACAAUGGUCGCCACAGUCUUAAAAAUGCUCCAAAAAGACAUUCCUGGGAAAGGUGCUGAAGGAACCUUUCAGAUAUUGGUUGGCUCCUUUGUCACGCCGCUGACAGCCAUAGUCCAGAUGAAUGCCAAAGCUGUCCUCUCGGUGUAUGGCGAAGACGAGGCACAUGUCAGGUAGCGAUGAACCGUCGGAGAUGAAUGCAUCGUUGUGUUAGGACUGCGGGGCGCGAUGGCAAAGCCACGCGAUCCGUAACAACUCUUCACCAGGCAGCAGCCGGCAGCAUCAGCGGGGUAGCACCAGUGUCGGAUAAAAGAGGGAGCCCAGGAGGGGAGGGAGCAGGAGAGAGAGGGAGAGGGAGAGUGAUGAGUGAGCAAUAGGAAGGUGAAGCUGGGCUCCCAUCAGGAUCCGAUGAUUAAAGGGCAGCUGAGCAAGCCGCUGCUCUCCCUGCGCAGCGACAUGAGCGCAGCAGAACUCCGGGCGGACGGCAAAGCGGCCACCCCAGACAGCGAUUUGAACGACGAGCCCCUGCUCCUGCCCUCUGAGGCCACGGACAGAGAGGGCACUCCCAACAAGCUGUACGGAGCUCGUGAUGGAUCAGUUCAGUCUGACGCCAGCAGCAGUCCGUCUGAGCAGAGUCACCUGGGACAGCCUCACCCAGGAUACCCGAUUGGCCCACAGUCUCUCCUGGUGGCCCAGCAACUGGCCAACGCAGUGGGUGGCGUGAUGUCCGGUGCGGCGCCAGGCUUGAAUCAGCCCAUCCUCAUCCCUUUCAACACGGGCGGACACCUUGGCGGACAGCAGGGUUUGGUGCUUUCUCUGCCCACGGCCAACAUCCAGAGCCUGGUGGCUGCUGCCGCUGCGGGGGGAAUUAUGACGCUUCCCCUCCAGAACCUGCAAGCUACCUCAUCACUGAACUCCCAGCUCCAGCACCUGCAGCAGCUCCAGCAAAUGCAGCAGCACCACCACCAGCAGCAGCAGCAGCAACAGCAGCACCACCAUCAUCACCAACAGACUCACUCCCACACCCAGAACCAGCUGCCACCCCAGCAUCAUAUGACCCCACCCAGCCAGCAGCAGACCUCUGUACCAUCUCCAGGUUCCACCUGCUCCUCCACCUCUGGACACCCGCAGCAGUCCCCACCACAACGGCCGAAUCAGUCACCAGCUCGCAGCCUUCCCUCCCCGGUCACUCCACCCAUGCCUCUGCCGCUGAACCCCCUGGCUAGCCAGGCAGCGGUGGCAGCGGCAGCUGCCAUGGGGUCCAUCGCUGGCUCUCAGGUGUUCAGCAACACCCUCUCAAACCUGCAAGGGGCCACCGGGCAGCUUGUCACAAAUGCACAAGGACAGAUAAUAGGAACAAUCCCACUGAUGCCCAACUCUGCAGGGCCCUCCAGCCAAUCAGGGGGUGGCAACCCAGCACUGCAGGUACAGCCAAUUACUCCUCAGCUUCUGACCAACGCUCAAGGCCAGAUCAUCGCCACGGUGAUCGGCAAUCAGAUCCUGCCUGUCAUCAACACCCAGGGAAUCACGCUGUCACCAAUCAAGCCCGGACAGCAGCUGCCUCAGGCUCAGCAGGGUCAGACAGGCCCUGCAUCGUCUCAAGCCAACCUGCUCCACAUGCCCCACAGACAGAGUCCUCUACACCAGGCCUCCUCCUCCUCCUCCACCUCCACCUCCUCAUCUUCCUCGGCGCUCAGCGUGGGGCAGCUGGUCAGCAACCCACAGACUGCCCCCAGUGAGGUGGACGGGGUCAACCUGGAGGAAAUCCGCGAGUUCGCCAAAGCAUUCAAGAUCCGCCGGCUGUCCCUGGGCCUGACGCAGACCCAGGUGGGCCAGGCACUCAGCGCAGCUGAAGGCCCGGCGUACAGCCAGUCUGCCAUAUGCAGACACACCAUCCUGAGAAGCCACUUUUUCCUACCACAGGAAGCCCAAGAGAGCACUAUAGGUAGCAGUCUGACAGGCAAACUGAACCCUGGCCUUUUAUAUCCUGCCAGGUUUGAGAAGUUGGACAUCACCCCUAAAAGCGCCCAGAAGAUUAAGCCUGUUCUGGAGCGCUGGAUGGCCGAGGCUGAAGCCCGCCACCGAUCCGGCAUGCAGAACCUGACUGAGUUUAUUGGGAGCGAACCCUCGAAAAAACGCAAGCGGCGGACCUCUUUCACCCCACAGGCGCUGGAGAUCCUCAACAGCCACUUUGAGAAGAACACGCACCCCUCCGGACAGGAAAUGACGGAGAUAGCCGAGAAACUGAACUAUGACAGGGAGGUGGUGCGCGUGUGGUUCUGCAACAAGAGGCAAGCCCUGAAAAACACAAUAAAGCGCUUGAAACAGCCCGACCUCGGCAUGGCCGCGCCAAUGGACCCUCUCACCGACUCUCUGGAGGAGCUCCCCAAGUGAACGAGCUCUCUCAGUAGCGUAAAAUUGGCAGCCGUUACCAGGAGAAAUAAAGUGGAUGAGGACUGAAAAAUGUUGGCGAGUCGUCGCGAUGGAUAAAAACUUUGUGUUGUCAGUGUGAUCACCACAGUUCUGUAAAUGACCUCUGCGAAAACCAAAAACAUGAAAAAGAGAUUAAUAUGUGAGAAUUAUGUAAAAAAAAAAUAAUAAAAUUAAAAAAGCAUUACGGUGUGCUGUUUUAAAGAGUUUUAGAUCCAGAACUGUCUCCCUAAUUCUGGUUCCCCACGAGGAGGGAUUUAGUAAAGAGAAACCAAAUCCAAACACUAUCUACCAAAGUCUGUUGCAUCUAACUGCUAAGAAUAAUUUUGUAAUGUAAAUGUGUUCUAAAUUUUUACAUUUGUACUGGCAAAAUCUAAGCUAUAUGUGUGAGUGUGAGUCCACAUCUUAUCUUUGUCCUCAAUUUUUGUUCUUCAUUGUUUGAAUGUAAAUAUUUAAAAAACUAAAAAAAAAAAAAAAAGAAAAAGAGGAAGAAAAUGUCUUCAGAUUAAAUCACUGACAAAGUUUUGGGACAAAAAAAAAUGAACCUUUGCUGUUGCAUUAUAAUGUUGUUUGCCUCCAGUUGUGUUUCAUGUAUAAAUAUUUUCAGUCACAGUGUAACUUUGUACAACUUUUACAGGUAUUUAUUGAUAAUUGGAUGAGAUUGUUACAGAAGAAGGAGAAGAGACGGAGGACUUUUAAUAUGACGGUGGUGAUGAUAGCGAGGGGUUUCAGUGUCGAGUCGUACUGCAGCUUUGUUUCUGUUGCCAAAGCCUGAUAGCCAAAGAACACACAAACUUCAGCUCAAGGACUGGGGGAGAUCUUUCCUUUUCAUUUCUUUAUAAUCACGUGGCUUUCUGCCUCCUUUUUCUAAAGUGUUUUACUCUGUGUUGGGAAAAAGAAAUCAUGUCAAACAGCCUCAACUGUGUCUUCUGUAAUUUCUUAUCAUAACAGCUUGUUAAAAAAAAAAAAAAAAAAGUUUCUUUUUGGUAAAUUUGCCUCUGCAUGUUUUAAUCAGACCACAGAUUUCACCUGACAUCUUAAAAUUAAAACAUUAAUCUGUAUUUUUCCUGAAAGUGAACAUGCUGAGCCGUUUAAAUACACCCUAACGUUGUGUAAAUGUGCAAGGUUGAAGUUGAACCACUGAGUCGUUUUUGUUGUGUUUUUAUUUGCUUGAAUAUCUCACAAAAACUGCUUUUCUGCAAAACAAAAUGGCUUUUUGUUUCUUUCAUAUUCUGAAUUUCUUUCAGCUGACUGAAGGUCGCUUCUGUUAAAUGAAGCUUUAUUUCAGUUUCUUAGAAGUUCUUUUUGAAAAUGUCCUCAUUAGCUUGUAUUUCUACUAUUAUUUAAAUUUUUUUCAAGAUCAGAAUUAUGUUUUCUGGAAUUAUUUGAAUCCCUGAAUAUGUCUCUUAAUUCACCCAGUUUUUGUGUUGCGCGUUACAUCGCCGUGCAAAAGUCUUACUACUCCUUGAACUUUUUCCACAUUUUGUCAUGUAGCAGACUCUGAAUUCAGUGUAUUGUAGUCCUGCACUGUGUUGGCCGCAGUGCAUAAUCCUGAAGAGGAUGGAAAAUGACGCAUGGCUUUCAAAGGUUUUUUUUACAAAUAAAAAUCUGAAAAGUGUGGCAUGCAUAUGUUUUCAGCUCCCAGAUUUAAACCACCGUUUCUCUGCAGUAACUUCUGCAAGUCUUUCUGAGUAAGUGUCUGUGGGCUUUACACAUCUAAAGGUUGCAGUUUUAGGCCCAUUGUUUAUUGCCUAACAGCUCAGCCUUCAGUCAGAUUGGAUGGAGAUCAUCUUUGUACAUCAACUAUCAAGUCCUGCCAAAAACUGUCAGUUAGAUCUACGUCAAGGAUUCUGCAACUUUUAUGAUCCAACAAGCCUUUUUUGCCACAAAACCUACGUGACCAAUAAAAAAAAAAGAUCGUUUAUGAAGUUUUUUAAAAGACUUACAACUUAAAAUGAAAAAAUGUCAUAUGAAUGACCACAUUUUCUUGAAAUUGCUGAAAAUGUUAAUAAAAACAAAUUGGUUUCUGCCUAUUAUACAUUAUAACAUUGCUUAUUCCCUUGCAGAUAGGACAUAAAAGCCUUAUUUAGUCAUUUUAUAAAUCAAAUAGCAUUAGUUCAAUGACAUCACUGGCCUAAGCUAUUAGGAGCCCCUGCGGAAGACCUAAAGAGCCAUCGCACCGGGGGCCUCAGGUUGCAGACCCCAGGUCUAGGUCAUUCUAACACAUAAAUAAGCUUUGAUCUAAACCCCUCUGUUGUAGCUCUGGCUGUAUGUUCAGGGUCAUACUCCUGCAGGAAGAUAAACCUCCAGCCCAGGCUCUAAUCUUCUGCAGCCUUUAGCAAGAUUCCUUCCAGGAUUGCCCUGGAUUUGGCUCCAUCCGACAUCCCUUCAACUGUCACCAGCUUCCUUGUCUCUCCUAAAGAAUAGCAUUCCCACAUGAUGAUGCUGCCACCAUCACUUUUCACGGUGGGCUUAUUAUCGUUUUGUAUGUAGGCUUCAACUGUAGUCUUGUUACAUGGUUGCUGAAUACAUGUGCACACCAGAUUUUUCAGAAUUUACAUUUGUGAAAAAAUUUGAAUUGUGUGUAAUCAUGCUUUACUUUUGGUUGGUCUAUCACAUAAAAUUACAGUAAAGCGCUUAGAAUUGUAUGGUUGUGAGUUGGCAAAAUGGGAAAAAGUUCCAGGAGUAUUAAUACUUUUGCAGGGCACUGCAUUUUCUUGUCAGAAAUAUCACUCUUCCGGGCAAAGUCUCGAUCCGUCACUCCCUUCGGAUGUUUUUGCCCUCACAGGAACAGAAACGAGGUGAAUGUUGAGGAUAAGUGUCACAUGUCAGAGCAAGUGAACUUAAUUUGAAGUGAGGCGAAAUUUGAUGCGAUUUAUUCAGAAUCAAGUGUCGGCUUGAUGCACAUCCCUCCACGUCCGUGUCGGUUAUCUCUGCUUUUUUCCAUGCCAGCCUGAAGAAUCACUGUAUCCCGUAAAAUGUCAUAGAAAAUGGUUUGUGUGUCGGUGUUUUUAAAAAGACAUCCAUUUACCUCCACAGAUCUGUUCUGCUGCUUUUAUUGCAAACAAACAAUUUCAGGCAGAAGCUGUGCCGAGUAAAGUCUGCAGAGGAAAGUACACACGUAGAUCAGCUCUGAGGCUUAAAAACACACACAGAGAAAGCUGUAACCAAAACCAAAAUAAAUUUAAACGAAGACACAGAAAGGAGCUAUGCCUUCGCUCGGCUUUCUAUCGCUGGACCAAAGCUCUAUAGUUAUGCACAUUGUACAGAGAUGUAGAUUCAAGAUGUUGACAAUCUUUAAAAACAUGAGCAGAAAGGAAACACACAGAAGUUCAUCCAAGGUUUACCUCAGUACUGGUGCAUUGUGUCCAUGUUCACUGCUGAAGUGGAGGAAAAGCCUUCUGUCGUGGACGCAUCACUCUGUGUUAUUCUGAUUUCUGACCAAGCCGUAUUUGUUUUAUAUGAUUCUCAAUAGUUUCUCACUCUGUGUUUUAAUUUUCACAGCUUGUAGACAUGUGUGAAGGAAGAAAAAAUAAUGGCAGCAGUGUUGUUCUUUAUUCAAUUCCAGAUUUAUUUGCCUAUCACCUUCAAAACGAACACAGAAGCAACUUUUGUUGGCAGUCAAAGAACUAGAAACCAAAGCUGAAGCCUCUGGAUGUUGUUUUUGUUUUUCUUUGUUUUCAUUUAGCAGACUGAAAACUGUAAUUAAUCUAUAGAGCAAUAUCUGUUUUGGUCGGGUUUGAGCAGCACUUUGUGUAUUUCUUACAAAACAAAAGAAAAGAGGAAAAAAACUAUUAAAAACAAGCUUCAAGUCUGUCACAUUGAUUUGUACCAUAAUUAGUAAUAAACAAUUGUUUGACAUGAAA